GUUUAAUAUAUUGUCUUGACCUCCACCUGCAACUCAGCUCAAUGGAGACUAUCUCUCAUUACAUCUUUGUUUGACGAGAUCAAGGAGGACUUGUUCACUGCCUCUUGUUUCUCUUGAUAUUUGUUGCUUCUAUUUUUCUUGUCCUCUCAUUUAAGGCACUUUCGACUUAUGUGGUACCAUUAGAUUUUGAUAUAGCAUCGUCUUCCACCCCCUGACUUACACCAACCAACCCAUCGUCGAUCAUUCGAACUGUCUACACUUGCAACUACGCGCCGGAGCAUAUCAAUUGCGUUGCCAUGUCUGGUUUCAGCCGCAUUGGCUUCAUGGCCAUUGCGGUCGCUUUCCAUUUGGUCUAUAUCUUUUCCAUCUUCGACAUUUACUUUGUCAGCCCGAUUGUCUCAGGCAUGCGAUUGUUCAAUGUUGAGCGUACAGCCGAUUCUCCAAAGGCCCCUGCGGAUCGCCUUGUACUAUUUGUUGGCGACGGUUUGCGAGCCGACAAAGCAUUUCAAGCCCACCCCGAACCAUACCCCGAGUCCGAUGACGACCUCGUCCCUCGUCCGCUAGCUCCUUACCUUCGCUCCCGAGUGCUUGAGCAUGGAACCUUUGGCGUAUCACAUACUCGUGUGCCAACGGAAUCCCGACCCGGCCACGUGGCCCUCAUUGCCGGCUUGUACGAGGAUGUAUCUGCUGUUGCGACAGGAUGGAAAAUGAACCCGGUCAAUUUCGAUAGUGUUUUCAACCGCAGCCGACAUACCUGGAGUUGGGGAAGUCCCGAUAUUCUGCCAAUGUUCCAACAUGGGGCUGUUCCAGGAAGGGUCGAUGCCUUUGCAUAUGGAGCUGAGCUUGAGGAUUUCUCCAAAGAUGCUACGGAGCUUGAUUACUGGGUGUUCGACCAUGUCAAGGACUUCUUCGCCGCAGCAGCGACGAACGAGACCCUCAAUACCGCUCUUCGCGAGGACAAGGUGGUUUUCUUCCUCCAUCUGCUAGGCCUGGACACAACUGGGCACUCUUACCGGCCUUAUUCCAAGGAGUACCUGCACAAUAUAAAAGUAGUUGAUCAAGGUGUGAAGGAGAUGGUCGAGCUCAUCGAGGGCUUCUAUGCCGAUGACCGGACUGCGUUCGUCUUCACAGCUGACCACGGCAUGACAGACUGGGGUAGUCAUGGCGAUGGACAUCCUAACAAUACCAGAACUCCUCUCAUAUCAUGGGGUUCGGGAGUUGCCACUCCCGUGUUGCAUCCCGAUAGUAUUGCCCCUGGUCAUGAUGAGUACUCUUCAGACUGGAAUCUGGACCAUGUUCGAAGACAUGAUGUUGCUCAAGCUGAUGUCGCGGCGUUGAUGUCGUAUCUCAUCGGCGCUGAGUUUCCAGCGAACGGUGUGGGCCAACUUCCUUUGAACUUUCUAUCUGCGAACAUAAAAGAAAAGGCACAAGCUUCCCUGGUCAAUGCUCAGGUCAUUCUUGAGCAAUACCGUGUAAAGGAGGAGAGCAAGAGGAACGUAGAGCUCCGCUAUCAGGCUUACGGACCUCUCAGUAAUGAGAACCUUGGCCCUGAGCAGCGCAUUGCUCACAUUCGCUCUUUGAUCGACGCUGGUCAAUUCGAGGAGGCCAUUGAAGAAUCAGACGCUCUGAUGGAACUUGGGCUUCAGGGAAUUCGCUACCUUCAGACUUAUGACUGGUUAUUCCUACGUGCUUUGAUCACUGUUGGCUAUUUGGGAUGGAUGACCUAUGCGACCACCACCGUCCUUUCCUUAUAUGUGGUCCAGGAGAGCAUUCCCCCUCAGCGCACAUUGCUUGGAUCGGCGUUCUUCUCCUCGGUACUUGUCGCUCUUUACUCAUCCUUCGUCGUCUCUAAAUCCCCACCUGCGUACUAUCUAUAUGCAUUUUUCCCUGUUUUGUUUUGGGAAGAGGUGUAUGCUCGAAGAGCCAGCGUUGCCAAAGGUUUCCAGGCUCUGUUUGGCAAUGUCAAGUCUGGUGGUGCGGUUGCAGCGCUGAUUUUCAACGUUGUCCUCUAUUUCGGUAUCAUUCAAUCUCUGGCCAUUGGAUACAUUCAUCGUGAAGUCCUGACUGGGCUGUUUGUCUUGGGUGCUUUCUGGCCAAUGACGCUGGGCGUUUCAUUCUUGAAGUCCCAUGUAUUCCUGACCCUGUUGUGGUUCAUUUCUUGCUUGGCUAUGAGUACUUUCACCCUUCUACCGGCGAUGAAGGUCGAAAAUGUAUCCCUGAUCUUGAUUGGCGGUGGAUUGAUGACUGUCAUCGGUCUCGCAUAUUUGGUUCUCGAAGAUUUUAUUCUCUCAGAUUUCACCACCUUCAAAAGCAAAUCAAAGCGUCUCCAUACAAGUCGAACGCUCCUUGGUACUCAAAUUGGCCUUAUCGUACUUGCCAUGCUCGUCACGCACUCCAGUGCCACUUCACUGCAAGCCAAGCUUGGUCUUCCAAGGGGAAACCAAGUAGUCGGCUGGGUCGUCUUGGUCGUGUCGCUUCUCAUGCCCUUGGUAUAUCGGCUACAGCCUAACAGCCACUACAUGCAUCGCCUUGCAAUCAUCUUCCUAACCUGUGCCCCGACGUUCAUCAUCUUGACAAUUUCAUACGAAGGCCUAUUCUAUGUGGCCUUCAGCAUUACUCUAUUGGCUUGGGUGCGCCUCGAGUACGCGGUACAUGCAUUCUCAAAGGGCAAAGCCCAGAACGAGACAGCUGUCGCCGAGCAGCAGAAACGUGAAUUGGGCACAUUUCGGCCAUUGACCCUCUCAGACGCACGGAUAGCACUGUUCUUCAUGGUUCUACUACAGUCAGCCUUCUUCAGUACCGGCAAUAUCGCUUCCAUCUCAUCGUUUAGCUUGGAAAGUGUAUCAAGGCUUAUCCCAGUGUUUGAUCCUUUCUCGCAGGGUGCAUUGCUGAUUCUCAAGAUCAUUAUUCCAUUUUUCCUGAUCUCAGCGAACUUGGGAGUUCUGAAUAAGAGAUUAGGUGUUGCACCAUCUGCGCUGUUCAUGGUCGUCCUCACAGUCAGUGAUGUUUUGACACUCUACUUUUUCUGGGUUGUCAAAGAUGAGGGUUCAUGGCUGGAAAUUGGUUCAACGAUCACACAUUUUGCCAUCGCCAGUUUCUUGUGUGUGUUUGUCGCGGCACUCGAGCUGGUGAGUGCAGCAUUCAUCGCCGGCAUUGAAGUCGAACAUGAAGAACCGGUUGCCGCGAAUGGCAUGAAGCCCAAGACAAACGGCAAGGUUCCGUCAAGGACACUUGCAGGGUAGCCAUGGGCAGUAAAUACUUCCUGCAAAGGGCAGUCCAAUGUACAAUAAUCUCUUGACAGUUUCAAGUCACCAGCAAAUCUAAUAUUCCCUUGGCGAAGUGACAUCAGGGUUGAAUAGAAUACGAGCAUUGAACCCAUGUGACAGUCAAUAGGGGCACAGCCUCGAGCUGUAUAGGGCUGAAGGGAAAGCCUAC
Messenger RNA from Fusarium oxysporum Fo47, 3435 nucleotides. Its product is annotated as mannose-ethanolamine phosphotransferase MCD4. The record is from RefSeq and is a predicted model, not a curated record. The coding region runs from base 297 to 3242 and encodes 981 amino acids. The transcript has 6 exons. Gene Ontology annotation, molecular function: mannose-ethanolamine phosphotransferase activity. Lineage: Eukaryota; Fungi; Ascomycota; Sordariomycetes; Hypocreales; Nectriaceae. Gene Ontology annotation, biological process: GPI anchor biosynthetic process. Gene Ontology annotation, cellular component: endoplasmic reticulum membrane.